UCUUUGUGCGAACGAAGCAGAGCGGUCGCAGUUAGCUACGGACAGCAAACACACACAUAGAGACGAAAGACGGCAGAGGGGACAGCUUUUGGAUCCGAAAAUUCAUACAUACAACGAUUAUACAGUGAAAGCGACGGCCUUAAAAUGGUCACCUGUGAGGAGUGCCAAAUCUUUUAGUUGGAGGAGUGGGAGACAGCGCCACCCAGGCGUGCAGAGUGGGACUGCAUCCCAUCUCACAACCGACGACCGGCUUCCUGAAGCGCUGCUGCCGCUGCCAGAUGGACUGCGCACUCUGAGAACAGAGCGAGUCAGGACAGAAAUCAACCGAGGAGAGGAGCCGGGGGGCCAACGCUCGCCGGAGCAGGAAGGGGAGGACAUUGUUCGGUAGGGAGAGGAGAGGACAAGGGGCUCUACGAUGUCGUCGAACAGGACCCAGAACCCCCAUGGACUGAGACAGAUAGGCCUGGACCAGAUAUGGGACGACCUGCGGGCUGGCAUCCAGCAGGUGUACACACGGCAAAGCAUGGCCAAGUCACGCUACAUGGAACUCUACACACAUGUAUAUAACUAUUGUACCAGCGUCCACCAGUCCAGCCAGGGCAGGGGCUCCGUGCCUCCAGCCAAGCCCUCCAAAAAGUCCACGACUCCAGGAGGGGCUCAGUUUGUAGGCCUGGAGCUCUACAAGCGUCUCAAGGAGUUCCUGAAGAACUAUUUGACGAGCCUGCUCAAGGAUGGCGAGGAUCUAAUGGAUGAGUGUGUGUUGAAGUUUUACACCCAGCAGUGGGAGGAUUACCGUUUCUCUAGUAAGGUCCUCAACGGGAUCUGUGCCUACCUCAACCGCCACUGGGUCAGACGAGAGUGUGAUGAGGGACGCAAGGGAAUCUAUGAGAUUUACUCGCUGGCACUUGUGACCUGGAGGGAGUGUUUAUUCCGACCCCUCAACAAACAGGUAACAAACGCUGUGCUGAAGCUGAUAGAGAGAGAGAGGAAUGGCGAGACCAUUAACACCAGACUGAUCAGCGGUGUGGUCCAGUCUUAUGUUGAGCUGGGGCUGAACGAGGAGGACGCCUUCGCCAAAGGCCCCACGCUGUCCGUGUACAAAGAGUACUUUGAGUGUCAGUUCCUCACUGACACAGAACGUUUCUACACGCGUGAGAGCACAGAGUUCCUGCAGCAGAACCCUGUCACCGAGUACAUGAAGAAGGCGGAGGCCCGUCUGCUGGAGGAGCAGCGGCGUGUGCAGGUUUACCUCCAUGAAUCCACCCAGGACGAGCUGGCCAGGAAGUGUGAGCAGGUCCUCAUAGAGAAACACCUGGAGAUCUUCCACACCGAGUUUCAGAACCUUCUGGAUGCCGACAAGAAUGAAGACCUCGGCCGGAUGUACAACCUGGUAUCGCGGAUCACAGACGGUCUGGGUGAACUGAAGAAGCUUCUAGAAACUCACAUCCACAACCAGGGCCUGGCCGCCAUCGAGAAGUGUGGAGAGGCCGCGCUCAACGACCCUAAAGUGUACGUCCAGACCACCCUGGACGUCCAUAAGAAGUACAACGCCUUGGUCAUGUCUGCCUUCAACAACGACGCCGGCUUCGUGGCAGCACUCGACAAAGCAUGUGGUCGAUUCAUCAACAACAACGCCGUCACCAGGAUGGCUCAGUCGUCCAGCAAAUCUCCUGAGCUGCUGGCCAGAUACUGCGAUUCCUUACUGAAGAAGAGCUCUAAAAACCCAGAGGAGGCCGAAUUGGAGGACACACUCAACCAAGUGAUGGUUGUUUUUAAGUACAUUGAAGACAAAGACGUUUUCCAGAAGUUUUAUGCUAAGAUGUUGGCCAAACGUCUGGUCCACCAGAACAGCGCCAGCGACGACGCAGAGGCCAGCAUGAUCUCCAAACUCAAGCAAGCGUGCGGGUUCGAGUACACGUCCAAACUGCAGCGAAUGUUCCAGGACAUCGGCGUCAGUAAAGACCUGAAUGAACAGUUCAAGAAACACCUGACCAACUCUGAGCCUCUGGACUUGGACUUCAGUAUCCAGGUUCUCAGCUCUGGGUCUUGGCCUUUCCAGCAGUCCUGCACCUUCGCUCUGCCUUCUGAGCUGGAGCGAAGCUAUCAGCGCUUCACGGCGUUUUAUGCCAGCAGACACAGCGGCAGGAAGCUGACUUGGCUCUAUCACCUGUCCAAAGGAGAGCUGGUCACCAACUGCUUCAAGAACAGGUACACGCUGCAGGCCUCCACCUUCCAGAUGGCCAUCCUGCUGCAGUACAACACAGAGGACAGCUACACCGUCCAGCAGCUCACCGACAGCACACAGAUCAAAACUGACAUCCUGGUUCAAGUUUUGCAGAUUUUAUUAAAAUCAAAACUGCUGGUGAUGGAGGACGAGAACGCCAACGUGGACGAGAUGGAUUUUAAACCCGACACCGUCAUCAAACUUUUCCUCGGAUACAAGAACAAGAAACUGAGGGUGAACAUCAACGUCCCGAUGAAGACGGAGCAGAAACAGGAGCAGGAGACGACUCACAAGAACAUCGAGGAGGAUCGAAAGCUCCUCAUUCAGGCUGCCAUAGUGAGGAUCAUGAAGAUGAGGAAGGUCUUGAAGCACCAGCAGCUUCUGGCUGAAGUCCUGAACCAGCUGUCAUCUCGAUUCAAACCCAGAGUUCCUGUCAUCAAGAAAUGCAUCGACAUCCUGAUAGAGAAGGAGUACCUGGAGCGAGUGGACGGUGAGAAGGACACGUACAGCUACCUGGCCUGAACGCCACCCUCCCUCCGCCCGCCGGCUCUCCUCAGUUUUAUUUUUAUUUGUUAUCUUCAUUUGUUUUUUAAUUUUCUGUCUGAGUAAUAAAGUGAGGAUCCCUCUGA
This is a messenger RNA of Chelmon rostratus (copperband butterflyfish), 2853 nucleotides long. RefSeq names its product cullin-1. Lineage: Eukaryota; Metazoa; Chordata; Actinopteri; Chaetodontiformes; Chaetodontidae. Gene Ontology annotation, molecular function: ubiquitin protein ligase binding. Gene Ontology annotation, biological process: protein ubiquitination; SCF-dependent proteasomal ubiquitin-dependent protein catabolic process. The transcript is spliced from 22 exons. Gene Ontology annotation, cellular component: SCF ubiquitin ligase complex. The coding region runs from base 416 to 2746 and encodes 776 amino acids. The record is from RefSeq and is a predicted model, not a curated record.